CGCACCGCCCACUUCCGUCCUUCCAAGAUACCCCUCUGUUUACCUCCAUUCCCCCUCCUUCAUCCUCCCCCCACUCCUCGCUGCCGUUGUCCUUUGUCACGCCCAUCAUGGCUCCGAGAGUCAUUGUCGUCGGUGCCGGCCUGUCCGGUCUGAGCGCUGCUCAUACCAUCUAUCUUUCUGGCGGAAAUGUGCUGCUGCUUGACAAGAACAACUUUAUGGGAGGAAACUCCACCAAGGCCACCUCCGGAAUCAACGGCGCCCUCACGAGGACCCAGAUUGAUCUCAACAUCAAAGACAGCGUCAAGCAGUUCUACGAUGAUACUCUCAAGUCUGCGCGAGACAAGGCGCGGCCGGACCUGAUCAAGGUGCUUACCUACAAGUCCGCGGCGGCAGUCGAGUGGUUGCAGGAUGUCUUUAACCUCGAUCUUACUCUGGUAUCGCGGUUAGGAGGCCACUCCCAACCUCGCACCCACCGUGGUCACGAUGCCAAGUUCCCCGGUAUGGCCAUCACAUAUGCUCUCAUGCAGCGGUUCGAGGAGCUGUCGGAGGCUGAGCCAGACCGCGUCCAACUCAUCAAGAAGGCGAAGGUCUUAAGAGUCAACAAGGAGGGAAACACCGCCACUGGCGUCACAUACUCGUUCAACGGCGAGGAAGUUACUGUGGACGGUCCCGUCGUCCUCGCAACGGGUGGAUACGCGGCAGACUUCACUGAGGACUCGCUGCUCAAGAAGUGGAGGCCCGACACUUAUGGCCUGUCUUCCACCAACGGCGCUCACGCCACCGGUGACGGCCACAAGAUGUUGAUGAAGAUUGGCGCCAACGGCAUCGAUAUGGACAAGGUCCAGGUCCACCCGACUGGCCUCAUUGACCCCAAGGAUCCCGGCUCUAAGUGGAAAUUCCUGGCUGCUGAGGCACUUCGCGGCGAGGGUGGUCUCCUUCUUAACGGCAAGGGCCAGCGGUUUUCCGAUGAGCUCGGCCACCGUGAUUAUGUCUCGGGCAAGAUGUGGGAGGAGAAGGAGAAGGGACAAUGGCCUAUUCGCCUGGUCCUGAACUCCAAGGCGUCCAACGUCCUGGACUUCCACACUCGUCACUACUCCGGCCGUGGUCUGAUGAAGAAGAUGACUGGCAAGGAGCUGGCCAAGGAGAUCGGUUGCGGCGAGGAUGCUCUGCAGAAGACCUUCAGAGAGUACAACGCCAUUGCCGAGGGUAAGGAGAAGGACCCCUUCGGCAAGAAGUUCUUCCACAACUUCCCCUUCAAUGUCAACGACACGUUCCACGUUGCAUUGAUGGAGCCUGUUCUGCACUUCACCAUGGGCGGCAUCGAGAUCAACGACCAAGCACAGUGCCUGAACAGCGACGGCAAGCCAUUUGAAGGUCUCUAUGUCUGCGGUGAGCUGGCAGGCGGUGUCCACGGCGCAAACCGUCUCGGUGGCUCGUCGUUGCUUGGGUGCGUUGUGUACGGUCGCGUCGCUGGUGACUCGGCGUGCAAGUACCUCUUCCAGAAGCUGCUAAGCGGCGGUGCAUCGUCAGCAGCACAGCGUCUGGGCCAGAUCAGCCUGCACAUUGACCCCGCACAACCGGGCAAGGUGUCGGUGGAAUGGGGCAGUGGUGCAUCGGGCUCGGGCUCGAGCUCAGGGUCUGGUUCUGGCUCUGGCACCGAAGACGCAAUCGCGAAGCAGAAGCAGCAGUCAGCAGCGCCGGUCAUGGGAGGUGGUGCUAAGGACGCGGCCGACCCUGGCAAGGCUAGCCAGCCCAACAAGCUCAAGGAGUUCAAGGUGCCCGAUGACGAGUACACGCUCGAAGAGGUGGCCAAGCACAACAAGAAGGACGACCUGUGGAUCGCGGUCAAGGGCGUUGUCAUGGACCUUACCAACUGGGUCGAGGAGCACCCGGGUGGCCCCCAGGCCCUGUUCAGCCACAUGGGUAAGGACGCCAGCGAGGAGUUCGAGAUGCUGCACGACGACGAGGUCAUCCCCAAGUACGCGCCUAACAUUGUCAUUGGCAGGGUCAAGGGACAGAAGGUCUCGCUGGAGUACUAAGAAGCGAGCUCGGUAGCUGGUUUGAGGUUUUCGGGCGUUGAUGGUUGAAUGUGCUAUGAUGACGGAGCACCUUUGGAAUCGAUCGGACUUGAUGUAUUCAUAUCAUACAUAGCUAAGUGCGCGUGGUGUAUGAUGACUGGCUGGCUGGUUAUUAGCAGCUGGCUCUAUCAUGGAAUGAGGAUUUGAGGAGCAGACAGAUAAUCAAGAAUCACCACUUCUUUACUCG
Messenger RNA from Aplosporella prunicola CBS 121167, 2265 nucleotides. RefSeq lists its product as uncharacterized. The transcript is spliced from 5 exons. The record is from RefSeq and is a predicted model, not a curated record. The coding region runs from base 108 to 2039 and encodes 643 amino acids. NCBI's taxonomy places the organism in Eukaryota, Fungi, Ascomycota, Dothideomycetes, Botryosphaeriales, Aplosporellaceae. Gene Ontology annotation, molecular function: oxidoreductase activity; FMN binding.